Macrobrachium nipponense is the source of this 5026-nucleotide messenger RNA. It is a transcript of the gene Ndf, whose product is annotated as cytokine-like nuclear factor N-PAC. Lineage: Eukaryota; Metazoa; Arthropoda; Malacostraca; Decapoda; Palaemonidae. The transcript has 12 exons. Gene Ontology annotation, molecular function: oxidoreductase activity, acting on the CH-OH group of donors, NAD or NADP as acceptor; NAD binding; NADP binding. The record is from RefSeq and is a predicted model, not a curated record. Bases 1 to 1530 code for a protein of 509 amino acids.
AUGGGUUGCGGCGAACACUCCCAUGAUGCUUUGCGUCUGAUAGUUUUAAACAUGGCGGACCCCUACAAAAUUGGAGACCUGGUUUGGGCUAAGAUGAAAGGUUUCUCACCAUGGCCUGGUAUGAUUAUACCAGCCAAAGAAAAUGUCAAAAAACCGAGCAAGAAAAAUUGUCAUUUUGUUUACUUCUUUGGAAGUGAAAACUAUGCAUGGAUGGAGGUUUCUAGUAUGAAGCCUUAUUUCCAGUACAAAGCUCGCCUUAUGAAUGCUAAUAAAACUGCACCAUUUCAAGAUGCUGUUGGAAAGAUUGAAGCUUACAUUGUUGAAAAUAAUGUACAGGUUCCAGAUCUUCCAGAGCCAAAUAACACCAAUCAUGAUGACAGUGACAAAGAAAGUACGUCUUCUAAAGAGAAGAAAACUAAACCAAACAAGACUUCAACUCCAAAAAGAAAAUCUGUGGGCGACUCAGAAAAGGGCUCUAGUGCCAAAAAGAUGAAAAUUGAGUCAAGAUUAAAAGAUUCAAUCACUUCGUCUCCGAGUUCUCACCAUGCUAAAGCAAGAGUCUCAGCCCUCCUAAACAGACCACCCAUGGAAAGACUGGAUACACCACCAUUAGAUGUCUCCUAUGUGACUCAGACAUUAAAAGACAAAAAGAUUGAACCUUCCUCAUUAACGUUCGGCUUUUUGGGCUUAGGCAUUAUUGGCUCUGGGAUUGUCAAGAACCUAAUCAACAGUGGGCACAAUGUUAAAGUGUGGAACAGAUCAGCAGAGAAGUGUGCAGACUUCGUUGCAGCUGGGGCCAAAGAGAUGAUGACUCCUUCCGAUGUCAUCAAUGCUGCUGACAUCACAUUUUCGUGUGUGUCUGACCCCCAGGUGGCGAAAAACACUGUUUUUGGUAACUGUGGUGUGCUACAGGAAAUGUCUGCAGACAAAGGAUAUGUAGAAAUGACUGGUAUAGAUGCAGAGACUUCUCAGGAUAUAGCUGAGGCAAUUAAUAGCCGUGGAGGACGUUACUUGGAAGCUCAGGUGCAGGGAAGCAAAGUCCAAGCAGAAGAAGGGACAUUAGUCAUUUUGGCAGCUGGUGACCGAAGCUUAUUUGACGAUUGUCAGAGUUGUUUCCAAGCAAUGGGCAAAAAUUCAUUUUAUCUAGCAGGUGAGGUUGGCAAUGCUAGCAAGAUGAACCUUGUGCUUCAGGUUAUGGCUGGUGUAACUCUUGCUGGGUUAGCUGAGGGUAUGGCACUUGCUGAUCGUGCAGGCCUACAACAGAAAGAUGUGAUGGAGAUCAUGGAGUUAACAGCUUUAGCUUGCCCUCUCAUGAUAGAGAAGGGAAAAGCAAUUAUUGAGGGUGGCUUUCCAACUCACUUGCCACUUCAGCACAUGCAGAAGGAUCUUCGUUUAGGGAUGUUGAUGGGUGACUCCUUGGAGUUACCACUCCCCCUCACAGCAGCCACAAAUGAAGUUUUCAAACAUGCAAAACGACUAGGUUAUGGGGCCCAUGAUGUAUCUAGUGUGUAUAUUCGCACACGUUUCUAACAGAAGAUUUACCGCUGUCGUUUUUCUAUGCGGAUCUUGACACUGGUUGCAAAAUUGGUUGAAAAUCACCAGCAUCAUAAUUGUGCACACUUGAACCUUCCAUAAUGUAAUGAAGAUUUCAUUUUUACCAUUUGAUAUUUUUGUCAUAAAAUGGUAGAAGUGUUGCACUCAUUCCAAUGCAAAAUUCCACAGUUUCUCUAUGUCACUACCAUAGACUAAAUAUGCUCUACCUUCAGGUUUAUUGGGCACUUUUGGAGGCGUUUUAUGUAUAAUAUACUGUUGAAGGAAUUCUACCGAGGCAGCCUCUCUCUGCUGGGUUGUCACUGUAGAUGGUUAAAGCUGUGUUUCCAAGUGCACAAGAUUUGGCUUUGGGUGUAGGUGAUUUCCAUAUUGUGACUGCAGUUUAGUUGUUUAAUUAUUUUUACAACAUGGAACAAGCUUAUUAAAGAAUUUUAGAUAAUAUUGUUUUUUAUGUUAUUUGGUGCUAAAGUUGUUGUCAUAUUAUGGAUUUAAACCACAUGUACUACUGAAAUAAGAAAAUUUUGUACAAAGAAGUGCACCUACAUGAUGAAAGUUCAAUUAGUAAUGUAAUUGCUUCCAAGGCACAGAUGCCAUGUCUUCAUUGUCUCUGUACAGUUGUAAAGUAUGUCAUUCAGACUAUUGACAUAUAAUAAUUAAUGUCAGCUGAAACCUCAGUUUUAUUUUUGUUCUAUAAUUGGUGACUUGAAUUUCAGUAAAAGAAACUGCCUAUGUAUCAAAGUUUUGUCACCUAGAGCUCCAGUUAUGCCUUCAUGUGGAAGAACUAUUCAAGCCAGGUAGAUGUUGCAUUUUUUAUGUAAACUCAUUUUAAUAUUCACUGAAAAUUAGACUUUUAGGCCUGAUUUUAUAACCAUGUGACAUGUAUUUUUUAAAUGAGGUGCAAUUCAUUAUUAUAAGUAGUUGGGGAUAUGUGAUUGUUUGUUCAAUUAUUGUCAUUUUAUUCCAUUCCUUCUGUUGCGUAUGUUGUGUUUAAGUUUGAAGGAUGAGCUCUUUACAGUUUUAUAGUAUAACUGUGGUUCAAUGUAUUCUUUAAUUGUUUGAUGAAAGGUAGAGAUUCGAAGAUGUACCUAAUUUUGCCACUGGAAUAAAGAUGAUAAUUUUGAGUUCUCAUAUCAUAUCCCUAUCUCAAAGCAGAGCCUUUAAUAAGUUUAAUGUGCAGAGAAUCUACAGUCUUCACUUCAGUACAAGGACCCUCCUAAGCAUUUUUAAAUUUGCAAGAGAAACCAAUCUCUGAAAGUUUUAGACAUCUACAGAAAUGUGUUGGUUUUGCUAGAAAUUCAGAUACGUCUAAAAAUGUUACAAACAUGCUUUAUAUGUGUGUAAUAUUGCAAAAGAAAAUAUUCCUUACUGUUCCUAACUUUAGUGAGUCAUAAAGGAACUGAUGUUGAAGUAUACUUUAAAUAUGAAAAUGAAUUUAGAUUUUUAUUAGAUUUAUGUUGCAUAAGACAUUUUUUAAUAGUGAGACAUUUAUUUUUCAAUUACAUAAUAGGUAUGAAAGGGAUCAUGAGAUGUUUGGUACUUGAAGUUUUUUUUAUAUGAAUGUCAGAAUGAGGUCAUUGUAAAAUAUAUCUUUAUUUUAGGCAUACUAUGUAGAGCAAAGUUUAAUUGUAAUUUGAAGACCAAAAAUUUACAAGAGAAAUCCAAAAUUUUUUAAAUUUAUCUUUGUCUUUGAAUUCUCUUUACAGAUACAGUAUACUGUGGUCCCCCCAUAUUCUGAAUUUUCUUUACAGCUACAGUAUACAUUGGUCCCCCCAUAUUUGUGGGGGACACAUACCAGGCCACUGCCGCCGCCGCCCCCUAACUCCCCCCCAGCAAAUAGUUGGAACCCCCAAUAAAAACACUUAAAACAGCCUAUUGUGUCAGUUAAAACUCAAGAAAACCCCACUAAAAAUUUAUAUACGUACUUGGCUUUUUUAUCUAGUUUUAUUACAGUAAGUGCAUGUUAUGAUGAAAUUGAUAAAAAAAACUAAUUUAUGGAUAUUUCUCUUAGAAAAAUACCGCAAAUAAGCAAAUUUUCCGCGAAUACUGGGGAGAGUUCCAGAAAGAAAUCCACGAAUGCGUGAGUCUGCAAAUCUGGUGAACGCGAAUACGGGGGGUCCACUGUACAUAAACGCACCACUAUGAAUUAUCAAAGAUUUAGUUUUAGUGUACAGUAUUUCUGACAUUUAUUUGUGUUUGUCUUGAAGUAACUUUCAAAUAUAGGAAAGCUUCAGGGGUACACAAACAAUCAACUGCUGAAAUUUUAUUAGGAAGUUAUGAUGUGAAGAACUUCAAGAAUUGCAUUAUACUUUUUGAAGUCAUUCAUAUUUCAUAUGUCUGUUUUACUGGGUUUGUCCUUGGAGGUUGAAUAAAUUCAUUCACUUAGGUAAUUUAGGACAUAAUGCUCAUGUCUGUUUUUAUGUGACUACCGCCUUUGUGAUCAGAUGUAAUAAUACAUCUGGUGAUAUCUGUAUCCCAUCUAUCAUUCACUUUGAAAGGGUGGAUUGAUCUGCAGAGUACCUUUGAAGCAGGCCAUGAAGUUUUAAAUCUUAUCAAAUUGAAUUGUUUGUAGUUUACCUCUUGAUUUUCAGUAAUAUAUCCUGGUUUUUCAUGAUUGUUUCAAGACUGAAAUGAGGCUUGCAAGUCAUUUCAUAGGGCUCUGUGAUCUUCAUAAUUUUACAAGUCAGAUUUGUUUCAACACUGCAAUGGGACUAACAAGUCACUUUGUAGGGCUCUGUGUUCUUCGUAAUUUUAUGAGUCAUAGUUUUAAUAUGUUUAGUAAUAAUGAUGAAAGCAGAUAACUGCUGAAAAUUUCUUGCUCAUUUUUCAGUUGCACUUAACAUUUGUCAGCAAUACAAGGAAAUAAUUGUUGUUCCUCUCAUGUUUUAAAAGUUAAUAGUAGAUGCAUCAUUGAUUUUGGUCCUCUGUUUUACAGUCUACUGUACCAGUACUGGUAGUUUUUUAAGAGACACUAAACUGUGGAAUUGUUGUUAGCUUCAAAAAGAGAUGAUACACCUUCACAACCAAACAGAUAAGAACUGAUAUUUAUAAUAAGAAUAUAUUAAGCACAGGGUUUUUAAAAAAUUGAAAAUUAUAUAUAUAUAUAUAUAUGAUAUAUUUUUUAUUUUUAAAAUAUUUUAAGGUUUAUAUUGAGAGUGUUAUGCAUUUUAGUGAAGUGAUGUAGAGUUGGUUUCUAUUAGAUGAAAGCAGCCCUUUUCUAUAAAAGUUUUCAAGUUAAUAGAGACCUAUGUGAAAGUUUUGAGUUGGAUAGUUUGGCCACAGAAGGGUUAUCAUCUCUUGCACUAUAUUCAUAAACUGUUUAGAUAUUUUGAGUCUAUGUAAUAUUGAUUUAAAAACCUCUUCUCCCACUCACACAAACACAUUUAAACCUUGUCUUGUUUAUGACUACCAAUAUAUUUUGUACUAGUUUAGAUGAAAAUGAGAUUUUUUUAUAAAGUUCCAAUAAAACGAUUGUGUA